UGCUGUUCCUCCACUGCCCAGACGCCACCUGCUCUCAGUGAAGCUCGGGAGACUAAAGUGGAAGACAGGGGCAGAGUGAAUAUAAAAAGGAGCCACCCUGGAAAAUUAGGUGGGUUCCCCCUUCCCUCCUUCUCUGUUAAACUAUUCAGCUAAAAGCCUCUGGGACACUGGGGCUGCAUCCACAUCAGCCAAAGCACUUUGCUGAGGGAAAAGCAGAGGGGCUCCUGGUGUGCUGAGAAUGGCAGCAGGACUUCCCUAACAGGGCACAGCUAACUGGGAGAGGAAAUAAAGACCAGGAAACAGCAGAGGCUUCUCAGCACUGUUUAAUGUCUUGACAGCAACAUGAGUCUCAAAGGAUCUACCAGCAGCCAGCCUGGCUCUGCAAACAGCAGCUUGGGCAAAGCAGAUGGUGCUUUGAGAAUGAGUGCAAAAGAUUUAUACGAACAAAGGAAGAAAUAUUCCAACUCCAAUGUAAUUAUGCACGAGACAUCGCAGUACCAUGUACAGCACUUAGCCACAUUCAUCAUGGAUAAGAGUGAAGCCAUUGUGACAGUGGACGACGCCAUCAGGAAACUGAUGCAGCUCAACUCUAAAGAGAAGAUCUGGGCCCAGGAGAUGCUGUUGCAAGUGAAUGACAAGUCCAUCCGACUCCUAGACUGCGAGUCACAGGACGAGCUGGAGGAAUUUCCCCUGCCGACGGUCCAGCUCUGCCAAACCGUGCUGAAUCAGAUGCGCUACACCUCCAUCCUCCUGCUGGUGUGCCAGGACUCCGAGCAGCACAAGCCCGAUAUCCACUUCUUCAACUGCGACGAGGUGGAGGCGGAGAUGGUCCACGAGGACAUAGAAAGUGCACUCGCCGAUCACAAGCAGGGAAAGAAGAUACGGCCGCAGACGCUCAAAGUAAACCAGGAGAAAAUAAAGCAGCGACAGUCUAUACUCCCACCGCCUACAGGGCCAGCUCCUAUCCCUAUCCAGCACGAGAUGCGAGGCUCACCAAUGAACCACAGGAACCGGGUGGCUCCCCCACCAGAGCAUAAUGAACCAGAAUUUGAACGACGCAGCUCCAGCUCCCAGGAGCAUGAAGAGUCCCGAGCGAUCUUAGCACAGAAGAUUGAAAAAGAAACGCAAACCCUGAACUGCACCCUGGAUGACAUUGAGGUGUUUGUCGCCCGGCUUCAGAAAGCGGCAGAGGCAUUCAAACAGCUGAACCAACGGAAGAAAGGGAAGAAGAGCAAGAAGAAAGCGCCAGCAGAGGGGGUACUGACUCUUAGAGCAAGGCCUCCAACGGAGGCUGAGUUCAUCGACUGCUUCCAGAAAACCAAGCUGGCUCUCAACCUCCUGGCCAAAUUGAGAAAGCAUAUCCAGAACCCAAGUGCUUCAGAACUAGUGCAUUUCCUGUUUGGGCCACUGGAACUGAUCAUCCAUAGCUGUGGAGGCCCUGAACUCGCAAGGUCUGUCGUCAGCCCGCUUCUCUCUAAAGACACCACAGAUUUCCUGAGAGGACACCUGACACCGAAAGAGAUGACGCUCUGGGAGUCCAUUGGAGAGACAUGGACCAGAUCCAGAGCGGAAUGGCCUAGAGAGUCUGCUGUCCCAACCUACAUCCCAAAGUUCCGCAAUGGAUGGGAGCCGCCCCUGGAAAUCUUCCGCGGAGCCCCAUGGGAAAUAGACAUUGGACAUUUACAAGAAGAGCUGUCAUCAGCCAAUGGAUAUCCCUAUCGUAACUCAUCGAUAAAACGUGGACAGACACCUGAUCAAACACAAGCAGUUACUCAACAUGUAAAUAGGAAUUUCGAGGCACAAGGGAUGGCCCAGCCGAAGAAAUAUGCCAAAAUCCGCUAUGAUUUCACUGCUCGAAAUGCCAAUGAACUCUCAGUGCUGAAGGAUGAAGUCCUGGAGGUGUUGGAAGAUAAUAAGCAGUGGUGGAAACUGCUAAACCGGAGCGGGCAGGCUGGUUAUGUCCCCUAUAACAUCCUGGAUGUGGUGAAACUGGAAGAUUAUGAACAGAAGUACAGAGGAGACUUGAGUCCGAGAGGAAUUGGUCCUGCCAGCCCUACUCACAGGAUUCCUGGUAGCUAUGCUGGUGAUAAAUGGGGAAGUGAAAUGUUAGCCGGCAACUCUCCUCACAAUGCCAAAGAACAACUUAUCCAUCAUAUGGAUGAGGUGAAUGAUGAGCUGCUGAAGAAGAUCACAACUAGUAAAGUUCAGCCCCCCCACAGAAACUUUAAGGUGGAGAAGCCUCAGCAAGUUGCCGUGCCCCUGACGUUUGAGUCAAGCGCUGAAGAGGUCAAAGCGUGGCUGGAAGCAAAUUCCUUCAGCAAAGGGACCGUGGAGCAUCUUGGCAUACUUACGGGGGCCCAGCUUUUCUCUCUGAAUAAGGAGGAAUUGAAGAAAGUGUGUCACGAAGGAGCCAGGGUAUACAGUAAAAUUACAGUGCAAAAAUCUCUCCUGGAGAAAUGCGGAGGGGAUUCAGAGCUUCAAGAAAUUAUGAGACGUCGUCAAGAGAGGAGUGAUUCUGCUCUUUAAAGUUCUUUCUGCUUUUUUCAACUAUUAGUCAUAGUAGUGCAGAAAAAGGGAAUAACAAGCACCGAUCCCCGAUCAAAAUGAAAGAGACUACAGAGACCAUCACCUACCAGUAUAAUUGCCAGGAAACUGACAAUUCCUGGAACACUGUUGAUAAGGAGGAUACUCAUUCACCAAUAUGCUAUCAUGCUGGGAGAGAAGUUUUAGUAUUGCAUGAAAUAUUAUUUUUAUAUCUAUAUAUUUUAUACAGAAAUUUUAUGUGUAUGCAGUCCAGAGCAUGAGCAGGAUCUGAAUUCAUGGGAUUCUAAAUGUAGGAGGCAAGGCUGGAUUCAAGUUAAAAAAAACAAAAACAAAAAACACACACACACACCUAGAACCUCAUAAUAUACUGCUAUAUGGCUCUCCAUUGAUUUGAUAAAGCUCUAAAAAGAAGGCUAGAAAUAAUUCUCCCAACAAAGGACUGCUUGAAUGCUUAGAGUUUCUGUACCAUAAAGACUAGAGCUUUUUUCCCCCUUGUUUCCUUCUUGUCUGUGGCAGAAACACUAAGCAACAGUAUCCUGCGUUUCCCUGUUCAUGAAGGCCCAGCAGCAGUUAAGUUUCCUCCCUCUCUUCUACCCCUGCACUCCUCUCAAGCCUUAAAGAUUUUAAAACAAGGGCUGGGCCUGUCUGUACCUGAAAAUGAAAUUACAAUAGUGUGUAACAGAUUUUAGGGUUGGAUCACCCUGUUUAAACAUAUAUACAAUGCUACUGCUUUCUUUGAGGGGCAGGGAGUGUUUUAAUUAAACACUAAAGAGCAGUGAGUAAUACCCUGAAAUUAUUUGAAUUUGCCAGUUGGAAAGCAGUGUCCAACUACAUUCACCCACACAAUGGCUACCAGUGGAUGGGGCCUAAUGCGACUAUGCAGCAGUUUGACUUGGCAUUGAUCCCAACUGGCAAACCACAGUAUUGUCAAACCCAAGACUUCAACAAUCAGAAGAUAAACCCAUAAAACUUACUCCCAAUCUGAAACACACAAACACACACACAACCAUUCCCUAUGCAUGCAGCCCUGCGCCCUUCUUUAAUAAUAUAACAAUCUGACACAAGUAGUGAACAUCUAGGAAAUUAAAUGGAAGUUGGGAUGGCAAUUUCAUACACAAUUAAAAAAAUCUUUGGAAAAAAAAGUCUGAAAAAUUACUUAAUUUAGCAAAUACAUUUAUUAGUACUUUACUUCCUGUUUUUCCUAAUGCUGUUAAAUAUCUAGAUUGCACUGACAGGCUUUGAGAUUAUAUAUAUAUAUAUAUAUAAAUGACGAAGACAAGGUCCCUGCCCAAAGUAACAUAAUCAAGUAAUUGUGAAGUGAUAAUUUCGUAACACAUUUUAAAAAUCAGAACAAGUAUAAAAUAUAUUUCCUGGAUUUUAGCAUGCACAGUGAAAUUGGCACAUUUCCAGUCAACAGAACACAUACACCUUUUCUUGACUUUUUCACCAGCCUUACAGAGUGGGAAGGACAAAUAAAUUUACAGGUACUGCUCAUUGUCUGAGAUGGUAGUAAUAAAACUGGAGUAACGUCAAUCUGUUCUCUCCUUUAUCCACGUUAACUUUGGUUAAUGUUAAUGGAAAUUCUCGCCCUGAUCUUGCAAAGACUUACACUAGUGUUUACUUUACACUGAGUUUACACACAUUGACUUCAGUGGGAAUACACGCGCAUAAGCCUUUGCAGGAAGGGGGCCCAUGCUUGUAUAUUUAAUCAAAUACAGAAUGAUUCUUUAUACUGAACUGUAUGUACCUGUAAAUGGAAGAGUAGGUGCGGGAGUUGGUUUCUAUAUUAAAGAAUACCGAUGCAUUAUUUGUUUUUUGUAAAAUGUUUCUAAAUGGAUGAUUUUUUUUUUUAAAUAAAGCCUUAGACAAGGCCAUCAUUAGCACCAGUGGGGCUAAAAUGAUGACAGAGCAACAGUUAGAGAAAAUCAUCAGUGCAGAGAAGGCACUAGAUUGAGAGGAUAAUAUUCUUUCCCAUAUCAGCAGUUACGUACCAAGGUAGCUGGAAUUUGAAAAGGGCACUGGUUUGGCUCGGGGAGGAAUGAAGGAGAUCAUUCUUCUGGAGAACCAUCAGUUUUUGACUGGGGUAGAGGGAAAGCAAGCAUUAAUACUGGAAAAUGGUAACAGCGGUAUAAGGAUGGCGGGUUAAAUGAAUUCUAAAAAAACAAAAAUAAACCAAAAGGUGAGCUAAGAAGCAUAACACACCAUUUUUGUCUUUAUGUAUAAAGGAAACAAAAUCACCCACAAUUACAACUAUUUGGAUUUAUAUUAGCAGUCUAUUCAACAGUUCUGUAAAGAAUUGUUGCCAAAGCUGACAGCAUCUAUUAAAAUGCUAAAUCACAUCAUAGGUUUAGUAUCCAUAUGAAUGAGCUAUGCAUCUGAUAUAUUUGUACUGUCUGCAGAUAAAACUAUAAUGUACAUGAAUGUAAUUGAACUAAGGAUAAAAUGAUAUAACCAUGCACUGUUUAAGAUUAAUUAAAAUAGUUAAAUUAUAA
Messenger RNA from Chrysemys picta bellii (western painted turtle), 5036 nucleotides. RefSeq names its product EPS8 signaling adaptor L2 (gene EPS8L2). Gene Ontology annotation, molecular function: actin binding. NCBI's taxonomy places the organism in Eukaryota, Metazoa, Chordata, Testudines, Emydidae. Gene Ontology annotation, cellular component: vesicle; ruffle membrane; plasma membrane. Gene Ontology annotation, biological process: Rho protein signal transduction; regulation of Rho protein signal transduction; positive regulation of ruffle assembly. The record is from RefSeq and is a predicted model, not a curated record.